UAUGUCUAGCACAGUCUUGUGCAAUCUUUGCACUGUAACGGUGCUAGCACAAGUGAAACAUUCCCAAGAGUACUACGCGCCAGCCCUCAUCAUCAGUCCAACGCAUAGACUGUAAAAACGUAGCCCAGCUGCACUAGCCCCGGAAGUGUGUCGUACGGGCGGCUCCGCUCCCUAAUCGCCAUACUUUGCCCGGUGGAGUGGAGCAGUAGAAGCACAGACAAACCAACGGUAAAACGGCAAAGACCAACUCAGAAAAUGGCUGAACAGGAGCCCACCUCGGAGCAGCUCGUAGCCAUCGCAGCCGAGAACGAGGAAGAGGACCGGGUCAACUACCGGCCCCCUGCCCAGAAGACCCUGCAGGAGAUCCAGGAGCUGGACAAGCACGAUGAGAGCCUCCGCAAGUACAAGGAGGCCCUGCUCGGGGCCUCGCCUGUCGCUGCUGACCCUGCAGCUCCGAACGUGGUGGUGACACGUUUGACUUUGGUUUGCGAGACAGCCCCGGGCCCCCUGACUCUUGACCUGAAAGGAGACCUUGAGUCUUUCAGAAAGAAUCCUUUUGUGCUGAAGGAGGGAGUGGAGUAUAGGAUAAAGAUCAGCUUCAAGGUGAACAAAGAGAUCGUCUCAGGACUGAAAUACGUUCAGAUGACCUACAGGAAAGGAAUAAGGAUUGACAAGACCGAUUACAUGGUGGGCAGUUAUGGGCCACGGCCAGAUGAGUACGAUUUCUUGACCACACUAGAAGAGGCCCCCAAGGGCAUGCUCGCCCGUGGCACUUACAAUAUCAAGUCCUUUUUCACUGACGACGACAAGCAUGACCACCUCUCCUGGGACUGGGACCUCAACAUCAAGAAAGACUGGACAGAAUGAAAUGCCUUCAGAAAUACCAUCAUUCCCGCAUUUCUUUCUUAAUCACCAUGUAUUCCCUCCUCCUUAUCCCCCUUUUCACUGCUUAACUUCCGGUAGUGUCAAAGGCUCCUUCUCCGCCCGUCCAGCUUUCCUCAGUCUACUGCUCCAUACACACACACACACACACACACACACACCCUCUCCAUCCAGUCACACGUUACACUGUACUGUACCUGUCUUUGACCUGCCCUGUAUUCUUUGUGCUGCUUGAAGGGAUAGCACCGUCUCCAGCCGCCAAAACCCCUACAUUCCUAAUCCCCUCCUCCACGCCGUCUUCCACAGCCCUGAAAUACGCAAGUGGAAAAAAAAACACAAAAAAAACUAACAAAAAAAAGAUGUACAAUCCAUUUUUUUUGCAUAUUUGUUUAGACAUAACUGUUGAAUUAAGGAAAAAAGCAAAAGCAUUGUCACUUAUAAUUUGGCAUGGCUGUUAUUAAUCUCCACAAUUUUGUUAUUCUUCUAUGUUAAUACCCUUCUCCUGUCUUCUCUUAACACAUUCCUUUUCCCUCCCUACAUGUUUUUUUUAAAUUAUUUUUUUUUAAACCAAGAUCUGCCUUGUGAAGUGUUGAGUGAAUGAAUGAUAGCUGCUCUGUAUCAGCUGCUUCCUCCCUUAUAACACAUUCACAUUCCUGUAUUCCUUUGGGGUUGUGGGCCAAACGAGCGUCAAAAUGGAAACCAGCUCCUUCUGCCUUAGCCCGAGUGAUCAAAACAGGGACAGACAUGGAUUAAUGUAGAGAUUAAUGUCGAAGUCCAAGGGGUUGAAGAUCUUUACACAGCUAUUGAGUUCCUUUAGGAUGGGGUAAGAUUGUGCUAGUGUGGAAAUCAGUCAGCGUAACAGCCAAUGUCUGUGAGUUCUGUUGAAGCCUAUUGGAGGUGCCAGCUGAAGAGCAGCUUGAGCCCUCUGCCUCUAAAGACAGCUCUCUCACUGGGAGAGGGUCACACAGCCUUUACAGUUUACUGAACACAACCGUCCACUUGCAAACUUGACAAAAGCCUGUAUGCCACUCUCCCUUUUUAUUUGUUUCCCAAGCUAGACAGUCAGUAGCUAUUUAUCCCAGUGAUUCGUUUCCUGCAGCCGUGUGGCCUUAAGGGUGAUUCCUGUUGUAAAGCCAAUAAUGUCAUGUUAAUUUUUGCCUUAAAUGUUCAUGUGCCCCCCCACUGUUCUGGUGGUUUAAAGGCCCUCCGCCCCUGUUUUUGGGUAAAAGGACCUGCCUAGUACUGGAGAAUGUACAUUGGCUAAGUCAUCUGCUGCUCUAGACCACAAUGUUGAUUACAUUGACUACAGACACAAAUUGGUAGUGCAUCCUCAUGACAGCCUUCUGCCGUGCAACACUAAAUACUAAUAAUUCAUGUUUAUAAAAUGUUUAUCAUAAUUUGAGCUUGCGCAGCCUUGAUGUUGCUUGCAAAAUUGACUGGUCAGUUUGAGUAGGCACGAGAUGGAGUGCAUAUCAGGUGGGAUUCAUUUCAAAUGGGGAAAUGACUUCUCUGGAUCAGCUGCUUCAGCCCUGCAGGUUAUCAUAAGCUACCCUCCAAUUCUGCCUUUUCCUCUUAAAAAUGCAGAUACUGUAUUCGCAGGGUGGAUAAUAUUUGGCUAUCAGUGAUGAUUAUUUUCUUGUUCAAUGAAGUUGCUUAGCUGUCUCUUGAGCAGAUUACUUGAGUAUGUAUGUUUGCGGUGAUCUGCAGUUUGGCUCUAGUUUGCCUUGCUCUUGGGACGUUAGUACCAACGUCUGUCUGACUGGAAGAUUGGUUUACCAAAGCUAAUUUGUUGGCCAGAGUUGCUUCAUUGUUCCCUGUGAAAGUGUCAGGUGGCCCCUCCCUUUUUCCCCUUGCGGUUUAGUUUUCUUUUCCUGGACUGUACAUCCAGGCCAGUGCCUGUUUAUCACAGGUAUGCUGUAGGACAGGGACCAGUCCUGCAAAGACUUGCAGCUGUGUAACCCUCUUUACCCCCUCCCUUUAUACUCUCAUUCUCCAUUAUACUAGAUCAUUGUUUCUGUUAACAAUUCAUUUUUUGUUUUUGCUUGUGUGCUUCUUUGUGACGCCUGGAGAUUAUUCUGAUCGUGAUAGUUCUGGACAAGCUGUUUACCUGUGUCAACAUUAAAGUGUUCAGACUGGAAA
This is a messenger RNA of Conger conger (European conger), 3021 nucleotides long. RefSeq names its product rho GDP-dissociation inhibitor 1-like. Lineage: Eukaryota; Metazoa; Chordata; Actinopteri; Anguilliformes; Congridae. Gene Ontology annotation, molecular function: protein binding; Rho GDP-dissociation inhibitor activity. Gene Ontology annotation, cellular component: cytosol; membrane; cytoplasm. The record is from RefSeq and is a predicted model, not a curated record. The transcript is spliced from 6 exons. Bases 256 to 867 code for a protein of 203 amino acids. Gene Ontology annotation, biological process: Rho protein signal transduction.